AUGACCCCUCGCCUACGCCUGCCCCGCCCCGCCCCUCUCCUCGCAGCAUCCGCCCUCGCCCUCUGCCUCUACGCCGCCCACUCCCAGCUCAAGCCGAUCCACCUCGAAUCACUGCCCGUAGUCGACAAGCCGGCGGGCAGAAAAUCGAAAUCCGCGCCGACAGUCUUUCCGCUCUACACCCCGGUGGGAUGGGGGAGUAACCGCAAUCUCAUCCUCUCCCCCGACUCGGCACAGAAUCUCGUCAAGAAGCCUACGCCAUUACCGCACCUCGGCGCGACACCUUUGAGAGACUUGGCGAUCGCAGAAGAGUAUGCGGCGGCGGUGGAUGCGAAUGGGGAUUGUUGGCUCUGGGGGAAGGGGUAUGAUGAGUCUGGAAAGGUCGGGAAGGGGCUGAGAGGCAAGUCGUUGAGGACGCUUGCGCCCGCCCAAUCCAAAAUAUUUGCCUUGAGCAAACACGGCAACCUCUACCUCUUCUCCCCCUCGAAAGCUAUCCACUCCAAACGCCGCGACAAGCCCACACAAUCAUGGUCUUCAUACCUCUUUGGCGCCGACCCUACUGUGGACUUUGUGGAGCUCAAAGCAGAGGGAGGAAUGGCGUGGGGGGAAAGGUGGAAGGGGAUUGAUGUGGGGAAAGAUCAUUUAUUGGCGGUUACGAGCAAGGGGAGGACGUUCUCGCUGCCGCUUACUGAGAAUGGCAACUCGCAUCGACAGCUCGGUACGAAAGCAGAACUUUCGGUAUUCGACAAUACCGCCACCCGCACCCUCCCCCCCUCCAAAGACAUCCGAUACGCCUCCCUCCUCUCCCCCAUCCCUUCCCUCGCCAACAUCCCCAUCGCGCAAGUCGCCGCCGGCGAACGCACUUCCUUCGUCAGAACGCUGUCCAACCACGUCCUCGCUUUUGGCGCCAACGAAGCAGGGCAGAUCGGCCUGGGCUCGAGUUAUACCGUCGAAGUCGUGCCUGUCCCCGUGGAGGUCGUCCUCAGCAAAUGUUAUCCUACGGGCACGACGGUAGAGUGCCAAGAUAUCAAAGCCGGCGGCAACACCACCUUCUACACCGUGCAGCGAUCUUUCCCCGGCCGUCGGGGGACCUUUAUCGACGUCCUCUCUUGCGGCAGCGGGCUACAAGGCGCGCUGGGGACGGGGGCGUAUACGAGCGCGACGGGUUUGCCGGUCAAGGUCAAGACGAUCAGUGGGCUGCAAGAGUAUUCGGAGAAGGCGAGGACGUUUUUGCCGAUUGGGAUUUAUGAUUUGGCAGUAUCGAAGAGUCCGGCGGGGACGCAUGCUUUUGCGGUGUUGGAUACGGUGAGGGAGGGAGGGGGGAGAGAGUAUGGGAGGGAUUUGGUAGGGUGGGGCGCGAAUAUUGACUAUCAAAUCGGUAUCAGUAAGCGAUCGAGUACGCCUUCGCCCAUACACCUUCCUCGGCUUGGUACGAAGCUUCCGGAGAGUAUUAUCGAUCCUACGGACUUGGAGUUUGUGGCUACGCCGCAAAUCCCCCUCCCCCAAGACCGUCUUCAACUCCAACAAUCCCGUACCAAAGCCUAUGAUCUGGAAGGAAAGUUGUUGAAGAGGGGGGUGAGGUGCGAGCAGAGGGUGGCGGUGGGGUGGGGGAAUACGAUUCUUUAUGAGAGGAUUGUGGAGUAG
Cryptococcus wingfieldii CBS 7118 is the source of this 1641-nucleotide messenger RNA. RefSeq lists its product as hypothetical. The transcript has 4 exons. Gene Ontology annotation, biological process: mitochondrial respiratory chain complex III assembly. Lineage: Eukaryota; Fungi; Basidiomycota; Tremellomycetes; Tremellales; Cryptococcaceae. Gene Ontology annotation, cellular component: mitochondrial inner membrane. The coding region runs from base 1 to 1641 and encodes 546 amino acids. The record is from RefSeq and is a predicted model, not a curated record.